Rhopilema esculentum is the source of this 3915-nucleotide messenger RNA. Its product is annotated as cilia- and flagella-associated protein 337. The record is from RefSeq and is a predicted model, not a curated record. Gene Ontology annotation, molecular function: calcium ion binding; protein binding. NCBI's taxonomy places the organism in Eukaryota, Metazoa, Cnidaria, Scyphozoa, Rhizostomeae, Rhizostomatidae.
CCAGUCUCCUAAAAACAUUCGACAUGCUGCAGUAAUGGCCGACAGAAACCAAACUCCAAAGUUCUGGCCUAAUCAUCGAGCAAGUAACUAGCUGCCACCAUUUUGGUAAUAAAGUGGAACUGCCUCUUGUCACUUAAGACAUCUUUUUCAUUGCAAGUUGUUUGCAUGACUUCUUCUCAGCUGCACCUAUGAAAUAGAUAUUUUUACUUUUCUUGUUGCGCGUCAAAGGCCUAUUUGAACUGAAAUAAACAUGCCUAGGAGCAAAGACAAAAACGUCCGCCCAUCAACAGCUUCGGGGAUCAUCCAAAGUCAUGAAGUCAGUCAUAUCCUGGAUGAUAUCAGGCCUAAUACAGCACUGGGUUUGAACAAAGAAUCCCUACCUGGCCUUGAGCCAACCUAUGUAACAUCUCAAAGAUUACCAGGAACUAAAAAGCCAGGAGGUGCGGGCGCAGUAAACAGAGUGAAGGGUAGACAGGUGCAUGGAGGAGUUGACAAGCACGACUUGAAAAAUGAUAGUACAAGAAGAGCUACCAUAGGGCCAACUGAUACAUCAUUUUUAACAAGUUCACAGAAAAUAAGGAGACCAAUUACUGCGGGGGCAAAAGCAGGAACGAUGAAGAUAGAAGAGAAAAUUACUCUUGAACAUCUCCAUCAAAUGAAAAAUGCUUUUGAGGCUGCAGGUGGAGAUGCAAGUAGAACAUUGGAUUUGGCAGAAUUCAAAGGAGUUUUCCGUCACUACCUUGGACUAAAAGGAGCUACUGAGGACCAGGUGGCGUCUCUCUUUAUGAAAAUCGAUUCAACCUCAGAUGGAUAUAUAACAUGGGACGAGUUUUGUACAUACAUGCAGUUAGAAUACACAGAAAAAGAAGACUCCUAUUUUCGAGCCAAAGAGACGGCGUUCCAUUUGCCAGCGCAGUUGGCCAACUCUCCACAUCGUGAUGCUCUUCUCAGGAUCUGCCACACCAGUGACAAUAAUUUUCUCGGUGUAAGCCAGGACGGCAUGGUUUCUUUCUGGACGCCAUCAAUGCAACACAAACGUACGAAACAGAUUGAAAGCGGUGGAAAGAAAAGUAAAUGGAUAACAGACUUUAUUUUGAUGCCACAAUACAAUAAAUUCAUCAUAGCAACAGGGGAUCGAGAAAUCCAGUUUUACGAACUUUCAACAUUCGAGGCUUACUGUCAAAUAUCGAGUCUGGAAACAGUUCCGCUUAGGCUGGAUUACUGUUGUCCUGUUCCUGAUGAAUGCCUUGUUUUAUAUGGUGACAGUGACGGCUGUGUCAGCAUUUUCAUCAUAAAGAAUGUUGGAGAGGUGCUGCGGACUUGGAAAAAGAUGCCUAAAAUAGAUGGGAUUGCAAGUACGAGUAUUGAUAGUGUUGUGAAUUCGCCUCACAUAAGCUUCGUUAGAUGGAAAGUGCACAAUGACUGGGUACAAGAGCUUCGUUAUUACGAUUCUAUAAGAGCUGUUAUCUCCUGCUCAAGUGACGCUAGUCAUUCGCUGGUCAUAGGCCAAACCUUGGGCAGCACACAUGUGGAAACGUCAUUGAAAGAGAUGACUUUUGCUUCGUCUGGCCGCAAGCCUGCUAACCUGCCACCAAUUCGAGACUCUCAACCAAAACGGAGAUUAGAAUGCGAUGAAACAGUUUUUAAGGUUUACAAGGGAGUUAGAACAUUUGAUUUUUGCAAAGAGAAGAACAUCAUUGCAACUGGGGGUAUGGAUAGAUUGAUUCGACUGUGGAAUCCUUAUGUCCCAAGCAAACCAAUUGGAAUUCUUCGAGGCCACGUGACUCCAAUAUUCUAUUUGUUCGUGGUUGCAGAAGAUAACCGCCUGUUCAGUAUAUCAAAUGAUAAGACUAUCAAGGUUUGGGAUAUACACGAUCAGACCUGUUUAUUGACUGUUCGUCCUAAAACUCACAAAAUUAGAGGCGAUUUAGCAGCUAUUCAUUACAAUCCAAUAUCACGUGGACUGGCUGUGGCUACAGACGGUAUGGCUCUUCUAAGUGUUAAGAAUAAGCCAAUGUCCCUUCAGAUGACAACUACUCACAAGGAAAGCGUCAACUGUGUCAAGUAUAAUAGAAGUUUCAAACAAGUCGUCACUGGAUCUGAUGCGUCGGUUGUUAGAGUGUGGGAUAUCGAAAGCGGCAAAUGCGUUUUCGAAUUUUCUAAUGCCCACGGAGAUAAUGGCAUUACAGCCAUGACUUUCGACUCAACUGAGAGAAGGCUGAUAACUGGUGGAAGAGACGGAAGGUUAAAAAUUUGGAAUUAUAACAAUGGGCAUUGUCUGAGAGUUUUAGAGAAAGAAAGGCAUUUGGAUGAGGUUUCAGCACUAUGCUACGUGAUAAUAAAUAAAAACAGAUAUAUUGUAUCAGUUGGAUGGGAUCGCAGAGUGAAUGUUUUCUCUGACGAUCAAACAGAUUUCCACCAUGUCCAAAGGCCAUGUGUCACUUGGAGCGACGAUAUUCAUCGUGGGCAUCGUGAAGAUAUCCUGGCAGUUGCAUUCUGCCCCCCGAAUCUUUUGGCGACAUCAAGCUAUGAUGGAGAGAUUCUGAUUUGGAACAUGGUCUCUGGUCACAUUUUCUGCAGACUAAAUGCACCAACAGCAAAUGGAAAGCUUUCUUCUCGCAGCAGUAUCUUGGAUGGAUCCAUGGUCGUGAAUCAACUAGCAUUCCUUGGAAAUCGAGGCGGUAACAAGAUGGCAGCUGCAUUGAUCUCAAAUGGUCCAAAUGGUCGUAUUUAUUUCUGGAAUGUUUACUCGUCUAGCAAGCCAUAUUCGACGUUUAUCGCGUCGCAUCGUGGAACUGUUACGUCGAUAGCAGUCGAUUCAACCAACACACAUUUUGUCACUGGAGAUUCCCAAGGUUUUAUAACAGUCAUGGAUGUAGAAGAUUAUGCGAUGGAAGGUCCAGAAUCAACAAGCCCACCUGUGAAUCGAAAAUGGCGAUCAAAUAUUCAGACAAUAACUAGCAUUGAACUUGCAGAAGAUUAUGAUUUGCUGCUCACCUCUUCAACUGACUGCACUGUUCGACUGUGGACGAUGGAUGGGCACUUUGUUGGCACUUUUGGUCAGCCUAAUUCAUGGGACAUUGCCUCUCCGUCGUCAUACCAACAUCCCAUGGCACCGUACGAUGUUUUGGUUGAUCCACUCAGUGUUCCAAAUAACCCUGCAAUAACGUCUUUAAAAGCAGAGGAAAAUACUGAUUCUGACAGCAAGGAUGCCGCUGCUUUAGAUGACGUCACGAAAUCAAACAUGACAUCUACCAAUCACAAAAAGCCAAAAAACGGAUUCUCAAUCGAUGAUAAAAUGAUUGCAGAGAUGCUGAAAACAAACCCUGCAUCAAAAGCCAUGGGUAAAAGACUUCGCCAUGAAAAAUUGAAGAUAAUUCCGAAAGAUACCGGCGGACCAAAUGCAUACCAAUCCUUAAAAUAUUUUGAUCUCGAAGAAACUCCCCCGGUUAUGGAAAUUCCACCAACAACAGAUAUCGACGACCCGUUUGAUAUCAAAAUAUAGGAAGUUUAUUUAUGACAUGAGCGUGAAUUUGCAGAAGCUGCAUCAGGAUGUUUAAAGCUUUGUUAUUAUUUGCUAGAUAAAUAUUAUCAUGACAAAAAUAAAAGUGCACUAAUAUUGUAACUGUUACAAAACUAUUGUAACUUAAAAGUUUCAAUAAUUGGCAAUCAAACUGUACAUUUAGAAUACAUUUUUUCUUUAAUUUUGGAGGCAAUUGUAAAUUAAUAAUGAAUAUAUAAUCUUAAGUUAUUGUUUUGAGCGUAAUGUAUUAGGGGUCGUAUGAAAGGAACUUUAGAGUAAAUAUUUUUUGCAUAAUUUUUUGUAAAUAGCUUUGUGGUAUUUUAUGAUUUCAAAAUUUGUGGUGUAAAAUUUGGAAGCAAUCUGUAUAUCUAAUAUACCUGAUUAAAGUUUUA